This is a messenger RNA of Daldinia loculata, 1242 nucleotides long. Its product is annotated as DUF1711-domain-containing protein. Gene Ontology annotation, cellular component: Ino80 complex. The record is from RefSeq and is a predicted model, not a curated record. Lineage: Eukaryota; Fungi; Ascomycota; Sordariomycetes; Xylariales; Hypoxylaceae. Bases 160 to 954 code for a protein of 264 amino acids. The transcript has 2 exons. Gene Ontology annotation, biological process: chromatin remodeling.
AAAGUGCACAAUCCCACCAAAGGUUUUCCCCCAAAGAAAGAUCUUACUCUCGCACAUUCCUACCACCUUUCCACACCCUUCUUUAUUGUCUCAUCGACGCAUCACCACUCCAACGCAACUCCAACGCAACUUCAUCAAAUCGUCGCGUAUUUUUUCGCUAUGCCAACUCCAAGCAAGGCGUCUGCCUCUGCCAAAGAGAAGGACCGACGAAAAUCAUCCGGCAAAUCUUCGAAUCUCAUCACCCUGCGCGUCCCGUCCAUCAAGCUUAAGAAGCUCCUCGACCCGACAUCCGUUAAGGAAGAGUCGCCCGUGAAGGAGUCUCCUACUUCGACUACCCUUCCCAGCGAGCCAGCUCCGGCCGCGUCAAAUGGCGACAAUGGUUCCGCGUCUAGUCCCGGUACCCCAGCCGCCGCGGGAACGCCGUCGCAGGUGCCCAUGGGACCCCCGACAGAGGCUCCCAAGAAGAAAGGCGUGAAGAGAAGUGCUGCUACGGCGAAUGGAUCUGACCCAACAGCUAAGAUUAGGGGCAAGCCUGGCCCCAAGAAGAAGCCUAGAUUGGAGGACGGCACUAUUGAUCCUAGUGGACGAGCCAACGGAGGCAACUAUCACAAACUCGGACCGAAGGCAAAUCAGGGUGCUAUCAACGCCGGGCUUCGCGCACUUGAUCGCUCAGGUGCUCCCUGCCGGAAGUGGAACAGGGGUGGCUUCAGAGUCAAGAGUUUUACUGGUGUGAUCUGGGAGGUUCCUCGUUGGACCGCCCCGCCUAAACCUAAGCCCCAACCCACAGCAGAGGGGACUGCUGCCUCUGCCGAGAGCAGCAAUAAAGAAAACAAAGAGGGCAGCCAGUUAAAGAGCGAGAAUAGCAAUAGCCAUGUUGAUGGUGAACAGCAAAGCAUGCCACCAAGUGUUAACGCGAGCUCGCCGGCUCCCACACCUGUUGCCGCUGCUUCUUAGGCGAUGCCUUACAUUGGCAUUCCAUUAUAAUGGCGCCAUUGGCCGCCACGUGUAUUUGAUAAGGGUCUACAGGGUUGACGGAAAAAGCAAGGCGUUUAGGACCGCAGCUACGAUGCGAGCUUAGGGGUGACGAGGGGUCACAUUACUCGUACUAAUAGACUGCGAGGUGCUUGCCUCAGGUCCCAAUGCAGUCUCGGUUUAGAGGGCAGAUUCAGAUUUGCUUUACAUGGCGUUAGAGGGAUAGGGGGAGGACUGUACACUAUGCUUUACAUUCUGGCGUUGCGACUA